GCUGAGUUGUUGACCAACGGGAAGUCCAGUACCCAAGCGGAGCCACCAAGGAAAGGAGGAAUGGAAGCCACCGGCGCAGCCUCGCAGCCCUCGGCGCCGCAGACAACUCACCCGGCGGUGGCGCCGCUGGCCUUCCUACUGGGGAAGUGGCGCGGGGAAGGCGAGGGCAGCUUCCCCACCAUAUCCUCCUUCCGGUACGGCGAGGAGCUCCUCUUCUCGCAUCAUCCCUCCAAGCCAGUGAUCUCGUACACGCAGAAGACGUGGAAGACGGCGUCUGGCGAGCCGAUGCACGCCGAGAGCGGGUACUGGCGGCCCCGCCCUGACGGCUCCGUCGACGUGGUCAUCGCUCAGAGCACUGGCCUCGCCGAGGUCCAGAAGGGUUCAUUUGAUGCUGAAAAGAAAACAGUGACACUCCAAAGCGAACUCGUAGGGAAUGCAUCAAAGGUGAAGCAGAUCACGAGAACUUUUCAGGUGGCAGAUGGGGAGCUCUCGUACGUCGUUCAGAUGGCAACGAUCACAACUAGCCUACAGCCACAUCUCAAGGCCCUUCUUAGGAGGAUUUGAAGUUGACCGGCAAAAUCUCCUACAACGACGUCGCUGCGGCUAACCACAACCGAGGGACACCUGUAAUACAGAGCAUACUUCUGGUGAUUACUACGUAGUUAUUAGUGAAUGAACUUACAGGUUAAAUAAAGCUCAUUUUCAAAAACAGAGGUUCCGCUGAUAGGAACUACCGUAUAUGUAAACGGCUUACCAUUCAGCCCAUGCUCCACAAAUCGAGAUUAUUAUUU
Zea mays is the source of this 791-nucleotide messenger RNA. RefSeq lists its product as uncharacterized. The record is from RefSeq and is marked predicted. Lineage: Eukaryota; Viridiplantae; Streptophyta; Magnoliopsida; Poales; Poaceae.